AAGGCCAGCCGGAGUCACACCCGCAGUCUAUUCUGGCUGGCACACACUAUAACAUUAAGACUCGUGAUAUAUUUUACUACUUUAAAUUCGAACGAGAUUUUAAGGCGAUGACGAGUUUGUUCAUCGCGCUGCUGGGUGACGGCGCCGUUGGGAAGACCUGUCUCUUAACUACUUAUAUACAGGGCGACUUCCCCACCGUGUACAUGCCCACCGUGUUCGAGAGCUACGUCGAGGCCAACAAGUUCAGGAACGAAUUUUUCGACUUCAGCUUCUCCAUCAUGGACACAGCCGGGCAGGAGGACUACACCAACCUGCGUCGCCUCCUUUAUCCGAAGGCCAGUGUCUUCAUCCUGUGUUACAGCGUAGAUAACGUCACCUCCUUCAGACAGGUGACGUCCUUCUGGGUCCCGGAUGUCACCCACAACGGCGGCGAGAAAAAGCCCAUUGUUUUAGUGGGCCUUAAGACAGACCUCCGUGGCGGCAGGAGUGACGAGGAGGUGGUGACGACGGCGCAGGGGAAGGAGCUGGCUCGCAGGAUCAGGGCUGAGCAAUUCUUCGAGUGCUCCGCCCGCUCCCUCACCGGUCUCGACGGCGUGUUCCGGGCGGCGGCGAAGGCGGCGGUCGCCUACCACAAGAGGAAGACCAGGAAGAGGCCCUGCGUCAUCAUCUGAGCCGAGAGGUUUAGAGAUGCGCCUGUGUACGGGUGUCCUCUGCAUUUGUAAAUAUAAUGUAAUAGUGUGUGUGUGUAUACAUGUGCGUUCGUAUGUACACACACA
Molecule: messenger RNA, 776 nt
Organism: Penaeus monodon (black tiger shrimp)
Lineage: Eukaryota; Metazoa; Arthropoda; Malacostraca; Decapoda; Penaeidae
Product: GTP-binding protein RHO1-like
Exons: 5
Coding region: 108-671 (187 amino acids)
Biological process (GO): small GTPase-mediated signal transduction
Molecular function (GO): GTP binding; GTPase activity
Source: RefSeq, a predicted model, not a curated record